UUCAAGUUUCAUUCUUUCCAUUAAAGAAAAGGAAACAGCUGUCACUGUCCAAGGUCCGGCGUCUUGACCAGAGAGCGGGUAAAGUAGGAGUAGAACGAGAACUACUGGUGCUGGAAUUUUACCUGACAUCAGUCAGUUCAUCAACGCCGGGCACAUUCCUAAGAAACGCAGUGAGAUGCUUGCUUUAAAGAGAUUCUGCCGAUCAGUAACGGGUUUGGAUCCGGACCCAUCCGAAUACGCUGGGAUCGAGUUCUGGUCCAACCCGGAACGAGCAGGGUGGCUCACCAAGCAAGGCCAGCACAUCAAGACCUGGCGCCGCCGUUGGUUUGUUCUUAAGCAGGGAAAGCUUCUCUGGUUCGAAGACAACCUUUCUGCCUCCAGGCACGACGGCAUCCCUCGCGGCGUGGUCCCUGUGGCCAAGUGCCUCACCGUCAAAGGUGCGGAGGACGUCCUCCAGAAGCCCUUGGCCUUCGAGCUCUCAAUCGGCAAUGAAGAGCCGAUGUAUCUCCUCGCCGAUACCGAGAAAGAGAAGGAGGAGUGGAUCAAUUCCAUUGGACGCUCUGUAGUUCAGCACUCUAAAUCUGUGACCGACUCUGAGGUCGUCGAUUACGACAGCAGGCGGUAGUCUAAGAAGAUAAACCAUGCUAAUGGUAUAAGAAAUGCAAAUAUGUCCCUGCCACUGCUCCUUGGUGUGCCAAGCCGGCCCUUUGCACGGUGCUGUUGUUUGGAACUUCAGAGUCAUUUGGCUCUGUAAACUUUCUUUACUUUGAUAUUAUGAUAUUGGUAUUGAAUCUGAAGUUACAACUGGUAUAAGAAUUAAGAAUGUGUAAUUGUGUAUUAGUCACCUAGAAUAGGUGUGCUUCACCUAAUGCAACAGUGGUACUUCAUUAUGUUGUUUGUGAAAUUGCCUAUAUUUUGGGUUUCAUAUGCAAUGUCUAUUAUCUAAACAAUACGGUGUAUAUGUAACCUACCUAAUCAGCAUUAUCAAACUUAAACUGGGCC
Cuscuta europaea is the source of this 1002-nucleotide messenger RNA. Lineage: Eukaryota; Viridiplantae; Streptophyta; Magnoliopsida; Solanales; Convolvulaceae. The record is from the annotation of a GenBank genome assembly.